AGGAAUGCUCCCUAGCCCGACUCUGCGGGGGUCGUUUACAUGCUGUCACUGCCUGUGCGCUGACUCCUGGGCGUGCAGUUCUCUGGCUUGCUAGCUCACUCUCUCUGGACGCCUGCAGACGCUCAAAGCCCGCAGGAGCCCCGGGAACCCGAAAGCGGGAGAGCCUGCGAGCGAGUGGGGGAGGAGGGAGCAAAGAAGGGAGGGAGCUAGGGCGCGCCCCGGCUCUCCCUCUACUCUGUCGCCCGCCCUUCCUGCCGCCACAGCCAGUCUUUUGAAGACACCCUGGAGUCCCCUAAGGCCAGCCCGGCGGGCGCACACCUGCCAGCCGACCCUGACCUCGCCGGCCAGGCGGCCGCUGAGCCCUCAAAGAUGGCCCAACCCAAGAGCGACUGUCGCUCACCUGUCGGCCUCGACUGCUGCAACUGCUGCCUGGAUCUGGCCCACCGCAGCGGGCUCCAACGCGACAGUAGCGGGGACAACAACAACCCCGGCAGCCCCACGGUGAGCAACUUUCGCCAGCUGCAGGAGAAGCUGAUCUUUGAGAACCUCAACACUGACAAGCUCAACAGCAUAAUGCGGCAGGAUUCCUUGGAGCCCGUGCUGCGGGACCCCUGCUACCUGAUCAACGAGGGCAUCUGCAACCGCAACAUCGACCAGACCAUGCUCUCCAUCCUGCUCUUCUUCCACAGUGCUUCUGGAGCCAGCGUGGUGGCCAUAGACAACAAGAUCGAGCAGGCCAUGGAUCUGGUGAAGAACCAUCUGAUGUAUGCUGUGAGGGAGGAGGUGGAGAUCCUGAAGGAGCAGAUCCGGGAGCUGGUGGAGAAGAACUCCCAGCUGGAACGUGAGAACAGCCUCCUGAAGACCCUGGCCAGCCCGGAGCAGCUGGAGAAAUUCCAGUCUCGUCUGAGCCCCGAAGAGCCGGCUCCUGAAACCCCACAAGCGCCUGAGGCCCCUGGUGGCUCUGAGGUGUAAGUGGCUCUGUCCUCAGGGUGGGCAGAGCCACUACACUUGUUCUACCUAGUUCUUUCCAGUUUGUUUUUGGCUCCCCAAGCAUCAUCUCACGUGGAGAACUUUACACCUAGCAUAGCUGGUGCCAAGAGAUGUCCCAAGGACAUGGCCACCUUGGUCCACUCCAGUGACAGACCCCUGACAAAGAGCAAGUCUCUGGAGGCUGAGUUGCAUGGGGCCUCAUGAUCUCCCCAAGUCAGUGAGCCUCUAAUGCCACCAACCUCGCCCUGGGGGCUCCUAGGGCCUGGACAACUUAGUUGCAACUGGCAGAGAAUGGUAGAGGGAUAUGCCUAGCCAGUUAGCUCCAGAAAGCAUAAGGGGUCUGUUCUCUCAUUUCCAUGGACAUCUUCAACAGCUUCACCUGACAAUGACUGUUCCUACAAAGAAGCCACUUGUGUUUUUAAGCAGAGGCAACCUCUUUCUUCUCCCCUGCCCUGUGAGGGCAGGGUCCCAGAAGGGAGAGCUUGAGCCAAGUCAGCCUUCUGUCGGUUAAUAUGAUAUAAUGCAUGGCUUUGUGCACAGCCCAGUGUGGGAUUACAGCUUUGGGAUGACCGCUUACAAAGUUCUGUUUGGUUAGCGUUGGCAUAGUGUUUUUUUUUCUAUAUAGCCAUACAUGCGUAUAUAUAUCUAUACCCAUAGGGCUAGAUCUAUAUCUUAGUGUAGUGAUGUAUCCAUACACAUACACCUACGUGUGGAAGGGCCUAAACAGUUUUGGGAGUCUUGACUGGCCCCCUUAUCUUCAGGCUAAUCUUUGACUGUGUUCAUUUACCAAGUUGAUCCAGUUUAUCCUUUAGGUCAAGGGAGGCUAAAAACUACAGGUAGGGCCCAGCCUCUCUGGAUGCAGCCACGGAUGCCUUGCUGCUGUAAACCUUGCCCAUCCCCCCACCCCCACCCCCACCCCACCCCCGAAGACAUGUGAGGUCCUCUUUCUUUGAAUGCCAAACCCGCCAUUCACUGGUGCUGACUACAUAGAAUGGGGUUGAGAGGAGAUCAGCCGGGACUUCUCUGUGUCCUUCGGAAACUUUUUUUUUUCCUCUUUGGUAAUGUUUGUGGAAACCUUUCAAGUAAGCUGAACGAUUGGUUGUUCUGAUGUCUCUUGAGGACAGGGGUUGGAUAAGGGGAAUGGCUUUGACCUGAGGGUGCCUCUGUGAUGCGUUCAGGGAGCUUGUCUAGGGAACUUCUGUAGCAGCAAACACCUCCUCCCACUUUCUGACACCUUAUCCUGAUGUCUGUAUGCAGGAUGGGGAUUUUGUUUUUCAAAUGUAGCUUGAAAUUUCAAUAAAACUACUCAUUUUUUUUUCUAAAA
Erinaceus europaeus (western European hedgehog) is the source of this 2314-nucleotide messenger RNA. RefSeq names its product TSC22 domain family member 3 (gene TSC22D3). Gene Ontology annotation, biological process: regulation of transcription by RNA polymerase II. The record is from RefSeq and is a predicted model, not a curated record. Bases 370 to 972 code for a protein of 200 amino acids. NCBI's taxonomy places the organism in Eukaryota, Metazoa, Chordata, Mammalia, Eulipotyphla, Erinaceidae. The transcript is spliced from 4 exons.